ACUGUGGUGCCAGCUCUCUGCCUUUCCCUUUCUCCACAUCCCUUUUAAGCUGCCUAAGCUGUUCCAAGUGUGGUGUCACCAGCCUGACAGAGGGGACAUUAACUGUCCUCAUUCUCUGGCUGUGCUCCUGGCAGAGCCUGGCUGCCUUAAUUCACAACCUGGCUUGGCACCCUUCUCUGCUGGGAAAGGCUGUAGUUAAACUGGUGCAGCUUGGUUCUGUUGGGAUGUUUGCUGCAGCUCUGCAGUUGGGAGCUCCAGGGCAUGCAUCCAGCCAGAUCCUCACAGCAGUGCUUUGUGCACCUAUGGGUUGUGACAGUCUUGCCCUUCAGGACUGUCUUAAAAGCCUCACACUUCCUUUCCUGCCAAAAUAAGAGCCAAUUUUUACAUUACCAACAAGGAAACCCCAACAUUAUUUCCUUGUUAAACAACCCAUGGGGCAUAAAGGGAGCAGACAAACACAUGUGAUUUCUUGUUAUGAGUGACUCAGGUCACUCUGCCCCUGACCUGAGCGAUAGCAAUGCCACAGAAUAUGUUGGGGGAAUCCCCACGUGGAAUCUGGGCAGAGCAGUGCCAGUGGCAUCAGGAAGGAGUGGGUCCCACACGUGCCCAACCACCCUUCCUUCCCAGGCUGAAGGAGCACUUGGACCAAGGUGGGGCUUACAAUGCUGAGGAGGGGUACAGGAAGAAGCUGCCCCUGCCUGAAGCAUUUGCUGGCUGAUGUUUUCUGAUCUGGGGACUCCCACAGCAGAGCAGUGCCCUUCCUGGCCGUUUGCUCGAUGAAUGUACCUGUUAUGGAAGCCUUGGAACAAGUAGUGUGCUGACCCUAGGCUCUGGAAGGAAAUGAGGAGGACAGAUCUGGUGAGGGUACUGGUCCCCCUCUUGCUGAGCUGGGACCACCUCUGUGCCCCUGGCCCAACCAGGGAGUGUCCCUGCCCUAGAGCUGCUCCAGGGCUGGGCUACCCCAUCUAUGGCCAGUGAGGCACCAGGUGUCACAGCAGUGUGACAGCCCCUCACACCACUGGAGCCUCCACCACUGUGUCCCUUCUGCUGCCUGCCCGAGGAAGGACUACAGGAACUGAUGUCAAGCUCCAGGGUGCAGCCAGGGCACGGCUAAGCAUGUCACAAGUGCCAAGAGGGAAGUGAGUCACUCACCUGGGAGCCAGUACGACGCCCUCUUUCCUGUCAGAGCCUCUUCCCAGGCAGGAGCGCACACACAGCUCGGCCCUGCUGGUGUCUCCACUUGCAGCACAUACCUGGUGGGCUGGGGUCUGUGACUGAGCUGGAGCAGGUGCUCUGUGACCCCAAGGGCCAAGGGCUUCCAAGACAUCUUCAUCCUCCCAGCAUGGGUGUGGGAAGACACUCCUUGUUCUGCAUGCUGAGCCAGCAGGGGUGAGGUGAUAUGCAUGGUGACAGCUGAGUCAGUGACUCUGCAGUCAUGCUACAGUUGCUUCCAUUCUGGUGCCCUAUUCUUAAGAGCUGCCAGUGUGGAAACUGUCCAGCCUCAGGGACAGGAAAAUAACAUCUGGGAGACAACCAAGCAUCCUCAGUGAAACCCCCACUGCUACUAAAGCUGAAGAUGGACAUAUUGUGCUGAAUUUUUUCAACUCUGAGCACAGCCCUGUGGCUCAAGCCCACCUGUGCAGCCUCUGCCAUGGAGGGGACGUGCAUGUUCACUCUCCCUUCCAUAACAUCUGCUAAACCUGGCAGUCUGCAGACAGUAAAGUUCACCAGAGCUCCUGAGCAAAGUUUGGUGGCCACCAUCCUGUUGUGCAGAACUAGAAAUGGAGGUGUGGGUGGACAGUGCCCUGGGGCACCAUCUGAAGGGACUGUGAACAACAGCUGUGCCCAGGUAAGAAGAAAAGCUGUGGCAGGAAAUUGUGCUUCAGACAUGCUUCAUGAUACCAUGAUGUCCGGAAAGGGCAAAGGAGGUGGAGAAGGCAGUGCUGAUUCCUUCAUUUCAUGCCACAUAGACUCUGAGUUUCGCUACAACCUCUUCACUGUUUUCUACAGUAUUAUCUUCAUUCUGGGCUUUGUUGCCAACUGCUAUGUUCUCUGGAUUUUCAGCCGUAUUUACCCCACCAAGAAACUCAAUGAAAUCAAGAUAUUCAUGGUGAACCUAACAGUAGCUGACUUGCUCUUCUUAGUUACGAUGCCAAUGUGGAUUGUUUACUACCACCACCAUGGAGACUGGAUCAUGCCUGAGUUCCUUUGUAAUGUGGCUGGCUGUUUAUUUUUUGUUAAUACCUACUCCUCUGUUGCUUUUCUAAUGGUCAUCACAUACAACCGUUACCAAGCUGUGACUAAUCCUAUUAAAGCUGCUCAGCUGACCACCCAGAGAAGAGGAAUCUACCUAUCAGCAGCUAUCUGGAUCCUAAUAGUGGGCAGCUCUUUGUAUUACCUUUUUGACAAUAAUACUAAUCAGGAGCAGGUUAACUCCAGGAAUUUCACGCGGUGCUUUGAGCGCUAUGACUCCUCGAGUGGUGUUUCAGCUGUUCUCGCCAUUCAUGUCAUCAUCUGCAUCCUCUUCUAUAUAAUUUUCCUUUUAAUACUGGGUUGGAACAUUGUGAUUAUCAGGACCUUGUUCUCCAAGUCAGUGCAUCCACGGAAGAGCGCUCACGUCAAGCAAAGGGCCCUCUGGAUGGUGUGCACAGUGCUGGCUGUGUUCAUCAUUUGCUUUGUGCCCCAUCACAUCGUGCACCUGCCCUGGACUCUGACUGUUCUGGAACAGUGGAAGAAGGAAAACUGUCAGCUGCGCCAACAGCUCAAUGAUGCUCACCAGGUGACUUUGUGCCUCUUGAGUACGAACUGUGUGUUGGACCCGAUCAUCUACUGCUUCCUCACCAAGAAGUUCCAGAAGCAUCUUUCAGAAAACCUGAAAAGCAUGAAAGGGAGUCGCAAAUGCUCCAGGCAAACAACAGACACGGUGAUUGAGGGCACCAUUCACCAAGAGGAUGCCAUUAGGAUCGGUUAGGACCACUCUGUAUGUUCUGAUUGCACAUGGAGAGGUGUGAAUUAUUUGCUCAUCUUGAGUUGUUGACACAACAGAGGAUCAGGAUUUUACAUUUUCUUCUUCCCAUUAGACAGAAGAAUGGAUGUUCAUUUCUUCUGUCACAUGCAACGGGCAGAACUGGAACCUGCAAUAAUCUGGCAGCAAAGCUCCUUCUGUCUGGGCUGGUGCUCUCAUGGGUGCUGAGAACAGCUCAGAUGUCUGUUUUAACGUGAAAGAAGUGUGUCACUGAGCCUCUGCAGUGAGCAGCUAGAGUGCACCAAAAGCUGAGUGCACCAAAAUUACCCAUUGAGCCAGUCCCGAUAGCACCAUCCCUGCUCCUCUGCCUGCCCAGCUCUCGCAGCAGAUCCAGUAUUAGAGCUGUAAGGGACUUCUAAAAGACCUGGAAGAACAGAUUGAGCUCUGAGUAUCAUUGUGUGGCUUUUCUAAGCAGCUUACAUGAUCCUGUGAAGAGAGUCUGAGCUGAUGAAGCUCUUGAGUGGCUGUAGGGGAUGUAGUCCACGGAAUUCCUCAACUGCUGUUGAAUAUCUGCACCUCCAAUCCCUUCAUCCCUUCUUAGUGACUCACGUGGUCUGCUGGGAUCUAAACUUGAUAGAUGUCUGGGAGAAGCUAUUAUGAAUCUUUGCUUCCAGAUCUCGAGUCAGUAAAGCAGAGAAGGAAAGGAAGAGAAAUUGGCAGUGCCUCAGCACACCUCCCCUCUCCCUCCACCAGAUCAGCAUUAUGGCCAAAGGGUACCAUGGUCUGCCCUGGCUUCCUGUGUGAGGGCAGAACUGGCCAGCCAGUGGCCUCAUGCACUCAAUUUAGAAAUUUCUGACAGACAGCCACUCUUGCUCAGGAGGCUCCAGAUAACAGAGGGCUACUGUCAGCAUGGGCAUUAUGAUAAAGAAAAAAAAAAAAAAAAGCUUAAAAUGCUUCUGUAUCUUUGUACUUAUUUAUUUGAAUUAGGGUUGUAGCCAUUACAUUAUUCCUUCCUCCAGCCUUUCCAGUUCUGCUGCAAAUAAUUGAAGCUGACUAGUUCUUGAUCUACAGCAAGUAAAGCGUUAGGUCAGGACACUUGACAGACAAAUAAUUCACACACUCCAACAGCACUGGAGGCCACUGACCCAGGGCCGGAUGCAGUCCACUGGGGCCCAGAGAAAAGUGAUUUUCCAUGAGUGCUGAGUUCUGUUACCAGUCAUGAGACACUUGGGGUUCCUUCUGUGACCCAAAUUGCUCAAUCUAGCACAGGAAAUUGGGCAGGGAAGGGAACUUACUUGUUUUCACAACAGUUGUUGGUUCUCUAAAAGACCUAGUCUGUUGAUGACAGGAAGAGUGUAUCUGACCUGUGACACCAAUUAUUCAUGUGCAGGGUUGUAGCCUUUUCACACCUGCCCAAAAAUGGGAAAGAUAAAUUCAAAUCAUUCCAAAGACAGGACCAGUUUUUAUACUGCUUUGCCUGCUUGACCUGAUACAGGUCCUUCAGAUGUAUCCUGUGGAGCUCCUCAGGCAGCUUUUGUCCUUAUUUGUGCCAGUGAGGAAAAGAACUAAGAUGUUUAUUUUUGUAAGGCCUUUGCCAGGGCCAGCCCUGCUCUCCAGGCCCAGUGCCAGAGGAAAGAGUCUGAUCACAAUAAGAAUGUAUCUUCCUCCUACUCCUGGGCUCUGCUCCACAAAAGGCCACCCACAACAAACACUUGCCAGUACCUCAUGCUCCUCAGACAUGUUCAAAGAUGCACCCUGAAUCUGCAGAUCCACAGCACGCAGGAAGGGAGAAGUUUCUGUAAUUUAAAAGCCUAAAUCUGGCUUGCUGGAGGAAUCUGCUUUUGUUUCUGCAUUGUUCUGAGGGCAUAUUCUGGAUGAGGAGCUCUCACAGCUGGCAGGGGGGGUCCUACUUUCCCCCCUUGGCUCCCAGCAAUAGCAGAGUUCACAGACCCUAAAGCCCUGAUAGAUGGAGUUUGGCAACUCUUGGAGGAAAAGGAAAGGAUUUUUACAUUGAAAGCUGGCAGAUGCAUGAUCUACUGAUUCUUGGAAAGCUUGCAAAAGUUUACAGUUUAGCUCUUUACCAUGGGUACAUAACAGGCUUUAUUCCACAGCAAGCACUGUGGGCUCAGGGAACAAACAUAAACUUGCAUCAGAGGAAAAGCAGAGGGAAAAGCCCCAAGGCUACUUCAGGAGAUGUUACGCUGAUUAAUCAGUAAAAAUGCAUUUCUAAAAACCAGGCUAAGCUGCUACUUUCUGUUCCUGGAAAUACUUUCUUGUUCUUACCACAAUGUUGCAUUACUCUGCUUUACCUUGCAAUGAAAUGGAUCCUCAAAAGCUCUUUUAAAUAAAAUGUGUUCCCCAAGUGUUUUGCCUUUUAA
Messenger RNA from Parus major (Great Tit), 5343 nucleotides. RefSeq names its product platelet activating factor receptor (gene PTAFR). Gene Ontology annotation, biological process: G protein-coupled receptor signaling pathway; chemotaxis. The coding region runs from base 1652 to 2971 and encodes 439 amino acids. The record is from RefSeq and is a predicted model, not a curated record. Gene Ontology annotation, molecular function: platelet activating factor receptor activity; G protein-coupled purinergic nucleotide receptor activity. The transcript is spliced from 5 exons. Gene Ontology annotation, cellular component: membrane. Lineage: Eukaryota; Metazoa; Chordata; Aves; Passeriformes; Paridae.